AUGAAAGAAACUUCAACAGAGGAGGAAAAGAGCUCAAUUGAGCCUCAUCAUGUAGGACUAUUAUUACUUAUUUUAGUAGGACUCCUUGCCUUUCAUUUAAGACAUAGGAUAAAAACGGCAAGUCUGAAAUUUAUACCAAGGAUGUUCAAAGAAUGCUGUCGAUGCAGAAGGCUGGAAAGCUUUGAUGCGGAUCUUGAACAAGGGCUCACCAGCAAUACCUUUGAUAUCAGCUCUAAUAUUGCCAAUGAAGACCUGAGAAAGGGACUUGACAGAAAAGCGAAAGAAAGUAUUAAAGAAAUAAUGAAUAAAAGUGGACUCAGUUUUGAUGAAGCAAGGUCCCAAUACACCCGGUCUCAACUUCAUGCUAAUGACAUUGACCACGAUGGUGUUCCAAGGGACCCCAAACUAAUCACCUUCGCAGACACGUGA
Priceomyces carsonii is the source of this 429-nucleotide messenger RNA. RefSeq lists its product as uncharacterized. NCBI's taxonomy places the organism in Eukaryota, Fungi, Ascomycota, Pichiomycetes, Serinales, Debaryomycetaceae. The transcript has a single exon. The record is from RefSeq and is a predicted model, not a curated record. Bases 1 to 429 code for a protein of 142 amino acids.